GGAAGUGUGGCGCGGACAAAACGAUGUUGUGUCUGGUUUUUGUCAAGUGCGAGAACUGAGUAGUGAGAUUCCCCCGUAAAGCCUAUGACCAACCAAACCCGUUGCAACUUAAAUACCCUAAAUCCUCCAUACCACGAAAUCGUACGGAUAAUAUAAAUGGAGGAUGAUGAGAAGAAGAAGAAGAAGAGCAGAGUUCUGAUCAUCGGAGCAACAGGACGAUUAGGCUACUCUUUGACCCGUUUCAGCAUCGAAUCGGGUCACCCGACUUUCGCCCUCAUUAGAAACCCCACUCUCUCCGAUAGCCUCAAAUCUCUCUCCGACGCCGGCGUUACUCUCCUCAAAGGUUCAUUGGAGGAUGAAGGAAGCUUAGCAGAAGCAGUGAGUAAAGUAGAUGUGGUGAUCUCUGCAAUUCCAUCAAAACAUGUUCUCGAUCAGAAACUCCUCAUUAAAGUCAUCAAACAAGCUGGUUCAAUCAAGAGGUUUAUUCCUGCUGAGUAUGGAGCAAAUCCGGAUAAAACACAAGUCUCAGAUCUUGAUCACGGGUUCUAUUCAAAGAAAUCUGAGAUCAAGCGUAUGAUAGAAUCAGAGGGCAUUCCAUAUACAUACAUUUGCUGCGGAUUGUUCAUGAGAAUUCUACUUCCAUCGCUUGUGCAACCGGGCCUUCAAUCGCCUCCAAUGGACAAAGUCACAGUUUUUGGAGAUGGAAACGUUAAAGCUGUUUUCGUGAAUGACGUUGAUGUUGCAGCAUUUACCAUCAAAACGAUAGAUGAUCCACGAACACUGAAUAAGACCUUGUACCUUAGACCCCCCGGAAACAUAUGUUCCAUGAAUGAUCUUGUUCAUCUCUGGGAGGGAAAGAUUGGGAAGAAGCUUGAGAAAACUUUUGUUACAGAAGAUCAAGUUCUCAAGAAGAUCAAAGAAACUCUGUAUCCAGAUAACAUGGAGAUGGUCUUCAUAUACUCUGUCUUUAUCAAGGGGGAUCAUACAUACUUCGAUAUUGAGUCUUCAGGUGGAAUGAAUGGUACUGAGCUUUACCCUGAUGUCAAAUACAUGACCGUGAGCGAGUUUCUUGAUACUCUGCUCUAAGGAUUAUUAUAACCAAACAGCACAGGGAUCACACUUUGUCUCACUAUUCAGAGAUCUCUUUACACUUCCGUAACAUCUCUGUUUUUUUUUAUUGAGGAACCCAUCUCUUUAGUAGUAUUUUUAGCCAACUGAUAUGUGCUUGAAAAGAGUGUGAGACAGUUGCUUAUGAAGUUUUAAUGAUGAUUAAAAAGAUCCAAAUUUACCA
Messenger RNA from Capsella rubella, 1291 nucleotides. Its product is annotated as probable pinoresinol-lariciresinol reductase 3. Lineage: Eukaryota; Viridiplantae; Streptophyta; Magnoliopsida; Brassicales; Brassicaceae. The record is from RefSeq and is a predicted model, not a curated record. The coding region runs from base 157 to 1086 and encodes 309 amino acids. The transcript has 5 exons. Gene Ontology annotation, molecular function: oxidoreductase activity.